AUUUACAUGUGAGUGGAAUCCACACAUAUUAACACCAUUACAAAACAUUACCAGCAUCCAUGCCAAAGCAAAUGCCAGUUUGUCGCACUUCCACUUUCCACCGGACCACAACCUUCUCCUCCUUCUAAUCAUGACCACUUCCCCUUUCCUCUCUCUUUGUCGUCACCCCUUUUCCCACACUUCUCAUCGUUUCCCAACAGGGGCUGCUUCUCAAAGUUCAAACUUUCUGCCAAAGUUUCAAUCUUUUGCUUCUGGAAACCAUGCAGGGAGUGAAUUUCCAUCUGGGUUCUGCUCAAAUGCUCUCAGAAGAAAAAGGGUGUCCGUGGUGUGCUCAAAGUCAACUCUGAAUGUGGAAGAAGUGGCAGAGAGAGGAGUGAAGGGUAAGGGUGAAGAGUUUGAUGCAAUUGUUAUAGGGUCUGGGAUUGGAGGGUUGGUUGCAGGAACACAGUUGGCAGUGAAGGGUGCCAGAGUUUUGGUUUUAGAGAAGUAUGUGAUUCCUGGUGGAAGCUCUGGAUUUUACCAGAGGGAUGGCUAUACUUUUGAUGUGGGCUCUUCUGUCAUGUUUGGUUUCAGUGAUAAGGGUAAUCUCAAUUUGAUAACACAAGCGUUGGAGGCAGUCGGUUGUCAGAUGCAAGUAGUACCUGAUCCAACAACUGUUCAUUUCCAUCUACCAAAUAACCUUUCUGUUCGAGUGCACAAAGAAUAUGAUAAAUUCAUUGAUGAACUGACCAGUUACUUUCCGCAUGAAAAGGAGGGUAUUCUUAAAUUCUACAGUGAAUGCUGGAAGAUUUUCAAUGCGCUGAAUUCCUUGGAGUUGAAGUCACUGGAAGAGCCACUCUACCUUUUUGGACAGUUUUUUCAGAAGCCCCUGGAAUGCUUGACACUAGCCUAUUAUUUGCCUCAAAAUGCUGGAGCCAUAGCUCGGAAGUACAUUAAAGAUCCAAGCUUGUUGUCUUUCAUAGACGCAGAGUGUUUUAUAGUGAGCACAGUCAACGCUAUACAGACACCAAUGAUCAAUGCUAGCAUGGUUCUAUGUGACAGACACUUUGGUGGGAUCAACUACCCUCUUGGGGGUGUCGGUGGGAUUGCAAAGUCCUUAGCAAAAGGUCUUGUUGAUCAGGGUAGUGAGAUAGUUUACAAAGCAAAUGUCACUGGUAUUAUAAUUGAGCAGGGCAAAGCUGUAGGUGUGAGGCUUGCUGAUGGGAGAGAGUUCUUUGCCAAAACCAUAAUAUCAAAUGCUACUAGAUGGGAUACAUUUGGAAAGUUGCUGAAGGGUGUUCCACUGCCAAAAGAAGAAGAGAACUUCCAGAAAGUUUAUGUUAAAGCUCCAUCUUUUCUUUCAAUUCACAUGGGGGUUAAAGCAGAGAUUUUACCACCAGAUACAGACUGUCACCAUUUUGUCCUUGAGAGCAACUGGUCCGAAUUAGAGGAUUCAUAUGGAAGUAUCUUUUUAAGUAUACCAACUGUUCUUGAUUCAUCAUUGGCUCCCGAAGGUCGCCAUAUCCUUCAUAUAUUCACAACUUCUUCCAUGGGGGACUGGGAGGGUCUCUCAAGAGUAGAAUACGAGGCAAAGAAGCAGCUUGUAGCCGAUGAAAUCAUAAGCAGAUUAGAGAAUAAAUUGUUUCCAGGUCUUAGAUCAUCCAUCGAUUUUAUAGAGGUAGGGACACCAAAGACACACAGGCGAUACCUAGCUCGUGACAAGGGGACGUACGGCCCAAUGCCACGUGGAACACCAAAGGGGUUAUUGGGAAUGCCAUUUAAUACAACAGGCAUAGCUGGUCUUUAUUGUGUUGGUGAUAGCUGCUUCCCUGGACAAGGUGUUAUUGCUGUAGCUUUCUCCGGAGUUAUGUGUGCUCACCGAGUAGCUGCAGAUAUUGGGCUGGAGAAAAAGUCACCUGUGUUGGAUUCCAUGCUGCUUCGGUUGCUUGGUUGGAUAAGAACAAUGGCAUGAGAUUUAAUACAUGGCAGCUUUUGUUUGAUCACACCAUUGUUUCACUGCAGAUUUCCUCCUCAAUGUUCAAGACUCAGCAGUUUGCCACAGAAGAUAGGUGGUGUCAGUUGCAACUCAAUCCAUGGAGUGCCAUAGCUUGGGAAAAAAAUAAUUUGGAGGGUGCAAAAUAAAUAAGCUUACAAUGUAUAAAUCAAAUGUGAUGGUUUUGACAAUAAUUUAUUAUAAGUGAUUCAAGUAA
This is a messenger RNA of Vigna angularis (adzuki bean), 2189 nucleotides long. RefSeq names its product prolycopene isomerase, chloroplastic. The transcript is spliced from 13 exons. Gene Ontology annotation, molecular function: carotenoid isomerase activity; oxidoreductase activity. The record is from RefSeq and is a predicted model, not a curated record. Lineage: Eukaryota; Viridiplantae; Streptophyta; Magnoliopsida; Fabales; Fabaceae. Bases 131 to 1951 code for a protein of 606 amino acids. Gene Ontology annotation, biological process: carotenoid biosynthetic process.